This is a messenger RNA of Vigna umbellata (rice bean), 972 nucleotides long. RefSeq names its product endo-1,3;1,4-beta-D-glucanase-like. Gene Ontology annotation, molecular function: hydrolase activity. Lineage: Eukaryota; Viridiplantae; Streptophyta; Magnoliopsida; Fabales; Fabaceae. The record is from RefSeq and is a predicted model, not a curated record.
CUCUGUUGACCUUAGCAUUCAUUGAUUCACAAAGAACAUAAGUGUUGGAAGACACAUAGGAUAGUAACAUAGUAGGGUUGUUAGCGUUGAGUUUUAUAGCGGUGAUUGCUUAAUACUAUCAAUGUCAGGACCUCAAUGCUGCUCAAACCCACCACUUCUGAACCCUAAUGCAGGAGCUGGUCACGUUGAAAAACUCGCUGGUCUCGAUUCAUAUGUAGCUGGUUCAUCCAAUUCCAAUCUUACCGUUAUUCUUAUCUCCGACGUUUUUGGGUAUGAAGCACCGAAUUUAAGGAAAAUUGCAGACAAGGUUGCAGCUGCUGGGUAUUAUGUGGUUGUUCCUGAUUUCUUCUUUGGUGAUCCCUAUAAUCCUGAGAAUGCUGACCGGCCUCUUCCUGUCUGGUUAAAAGAUCAUGGCACGGACAAAGGAUUUGAAGCUGCAAAAUCCACAGUUGAAGCUUUGAAAAGUAAAGGUGUUUCGGCUAUUGGAGCUGCUGGAUUUUGUUGGGGAGCUAAAGUCGUGGUGGAACUUGCAAAAUCCAGACUAAUCCAAGCUGAUGUGCUUUUGCAUCCAUCGUUUGUCUCUGUGGAUGACAUCAAGGGUUUUGAUAUUCCAACGGCUAUACUAGGAGCUGAGAUUGACAAAAUGUCUCCUCCAGAGCUUGUGAAACAGUUUGAACAAGUCCUAACUGCUAAACCCGGGGUUGAUUCGUUUGUUAAAAUAUUUCCUAAAGUCUCUCAUGGUUGGACUGUGAGGUACAAAAACGAAGAUCCAAUAGCUGUGAAGGCUGCAGAGGAGGCCCAUCAGGACUUGCUGAACUGGUUUGCUAAACAUCUUAAGUGAGAAAUAUUGGUAUGCUAAGAACAUGUGUUUUGAUAACAAAAUAAAACACUGCGGAUUAUCAUCUUUGUUCUGCAGUGUGUAAAGUUACAAGAAAAUAAGUAAUGAAUCUUUGCUUGUUGGAAUAUGUUUCA